Messenger RNA from Oldenlandia corymbosa var. corymbosa, 2882 nucleotides. The record is from the annotation of a GenBank genome assembly. NCBI's taxonomy places the organism in Eukaryota, Viridiplantae, Streptophyta, Magnoliopsida, Gentianales, Rubiaceae.
UGAAUUCGUUCCGUCCUAAAAUAAUUGUCUUGUUUUAUUACAACAAAUAGGACAAUCGUGUCGGGAUGGAGGGCAAUAAUUAGGUUGAGUUUUUCAAAACUCGGAAGUGUUUAGCAUUUUCAGAGCCAGAAUCAGCCUAAUCAUGGGAAGUUACUGGUCCUUCAGGCUUAUGGUUAUGGUGGCACUUCUUACUGUAUCAAUCACAUUCAAAUCAGCAAAUUCAGACCCACAAAUCACUUUGCUAAAUGAGGGAUGCAACACGAAGUACCGUGCUGAUAAUAUCACAAAUUUUGGCAUCAAUUUUAAUAAGUCUUUAGCUGAUCUAAGGAACCAGAUAUCAGGAGGUAACACACAUUUUGCCACAGCACAGGAAGUGUGGACUUCGGACCCGGUUUUCGUGUUGUUCCAAUGCAGGGAUUACCUUUCUAUUGCUGAUUGUGUUUCUUGCUUUGAUACUGCUUCUUCCCAAAUCCAGGAAUGCUAUCCUCAUAAUGGAGCUCGUUUUUUAUAUGAUGGUUGCUACCUCAGGCAGGAGGCUUCAUUUUUCUUUGACCAGGCCACUAAUUCAGGAAAUGGUCAGAUUUGUGGCAAUCAAACAGCAUCACAGCCAACAGAUUUUCAAACUCAGGCUGAAGCUUUGUUACAGGACCUCAAACUCGCUACACCUCAAAUGGAAGGAUUCUUUGCUGCAUCAAAGAGGCAAUUGGGCAAUGGUAGUGAUGCAGUUUACGCGGUGGCUCAAUGCACCGAAACAGUCAGCAAGAGUGGAUGUGAAUUCUGCUUGAAGCAGGUAUAUGACUAUAUAGAUGUCUGUUUACCGAAUACAGACGGAAGAGGUUUUGAUGCAGGCUGUUUUAUGAGGUAUUCAGCAACUCCUUUCUUUGCUGACAACCAGACAACCAACAUCAUUCCUUAUCUAAGAGCAAAAGGAGGAAACUCAAACAAAAGGAAGACAAUUAUUCUUGGAGCUGUUGUUGGUGUCGGCCUUCUCCUAGUUAUACUUGCUUUCUUGUUAUGGCAUCAACUAUACAGAAAAACGAAGAAAAUUGAGAAAAGUAAUAUCUUUGGUACAACAGAAAUACGUGGUCCUGUAACCUACAACUACAAGGUUCUGAAAUCGGCAACAAGAAAUUUCAGUGAAGAAAACAAACUUGGUGAAGGCGGUUUUAGUGAGGUGUACAAGGCAACUAUGAGAAAUGGUAAGGUGGUUGCAGUCAAGAAGCUAAACAUAAAUUUUGGAAAGGCAAAAGCAGACUUUGGAAGUGAAGUGAGACUUAUUAGUAAUGUUCACCAUCGAAAUCUUGUGCGCCUACUUGGAUACGCUAACAAAGGAGCAGAGCUGCUCCUCGUGUACGAAUACAUGGCAAACGGAAGCUUAGAUAGAUUUUUAUAUGGAGAGAAAAGAGGACAUUUGGAUUGGAAGAAGCGGUUUGACAUUAUAUUUGGCAUAGCUAAGGGACUUGCUUACUUGCAUGAACAGUUUCAUGUCUGCAUUAUUCAUCGGGAUAUUAAGUCCAGCAAUAUCUUACUAGAUGAUGAUUUUCAGCCGAAGAUUGCUGAUUUUGGGUUGGCAAAACUUUUGCCUGAAGAUCGGACUCAUUUAAGCACUGGAUUUGCCGGUACCUUGUAUGUAUAUUAAUUCAUGCCUUUCACAACCUAGCUAGAAUCAUGAAACCAUUGAUCAAUUAUACAGAUAAAUUGCUGAGGCCCUUUAAUGCAUCUCAAGUUCUUAACCGAUCAUCCAUCCAAAACCACUAAGCUGACUGUUCAUUUCUUUUUGAAAAUUAUAUCAUGAUCAACAAUGCUUAUAUGCUUAUAAAUCUUCAAAAAUUGAGCAACUGCUUUUGCAACAGGGGCUAUGUAGCACCAGAAUAUGCAGUUCAUGGACAUUUGUCUGAGAAAGUUGACACUUAUGGAUUUGGCAUUGUGAUCCUUGAAAUAAUAAGUGGCAGGAGAAGCAAUAACACGGCGGUUGCACCUCUCAGUGUGUCCCUUCUCGAUCAGGUACGGUUCAAGUAGAGUUAAUCUUGUUGUCUAUAGUUUAUUCUGUUUAGUUUCUCUGUUAAUGCCAGUUUCAAUGGUGGUGACAGGCAUGGAAGCUUUAUGAGUCCAAGACUCACCUACAGUUGGUGGACAAAACUUUGGACCCUAAGGAUUACGAUGCUGCUGAAGUGAAGAGAGUCAUCGACAUCGCUUUGAUCUGCACUCAAUCACAACCUUCUGAGAGGCCUACCAUGUCUGAGGUGGUCAUCAUGUUGUCAAGUGAUCACUCAAUCGAAGAAUGUCGACGCUCUAAUAGUAACAUCAGUUCUGAUACAAAGUUAUAUAUAGAAGAGACUCAUUGACAUCAAAUAGAACUGCACAAUCAAACUCUAACUCCACAACACCAAUUAAAUAGCUCGCUUCGGAUACAACAUGAUUACUUGACUCAGGAAUGUUUACUAAUUGUAAAGUUGAUGGAACAAAGUUUUAGAACCUAUUACUUGUUCUUGGAGCAGUUUUCAAUAGAAAUGUAUAGAUGGCAGAGAUUUUAGGGGUUUUUUUUUGUGAUUGAAAAAUAAAUAUGCAAGGUUGUUCAUACUCUCCCACUCCAAUAGUACAAGUAUUUUUUUAACUUUCCAAGUCUGAUAAUAGUAGCCAUUCUCUUUAGACUAAUAUAAUCUUCACAAUGCGAAUGUGUUUCUUAAGACCACAUAGUUUCAAAAUAUGACUAAUAGUGAGAUUGACGGAGCCUAUGUUAUAUUGGAAUGUGGACUAUUGAUAUUGCCAUUUGGUGGACUAGUGAUGGAUUUUUGUUUGAAUAUUUGUUACACCAACAAAUGGUUCACUCAAAGUGUUCGCGAAGUCAUCAGUUAGCUUUAAUAUUGUACUUUUACUCAAAC